GGAUGGAGAACAACAGAUGAGUGCAGGUCUGGGGCUAGCGCUAUACUGAAUGGUGACGAGGAUUUUGUUCAGUAUUUGUGAAACCACACAAUAUUAUUCAGCACAGCUACACUUAAAGGAAAGUCAUGUGUUGCGAUGGGGCAGGUGACAUGCAAGCUUCCUCUAGCCAGCUGUUUGUUGACUCGGAAUUCCCAGCUAAUCUGUCUUCUCUAGUUUGCGGAGGAAGAACUCCAUUGUCUUCUCUGAGUGACCGCAUUACAUGGAAAAGACCACAAGAAAUUUGCACCUCCCCUCGUUUAUUUCCAGAAAAUGGGAGAGAUGGUUUAGGAAAGCAGGGGAUUCUAGGAGACUGCUGGUUCGUAUGUGCUUGCUCCGCACUGCAAAGGCAUGACCCACUUCUCAGCAAGGUGUUUCCACCAGGCCAGUGCACUUGGACAGAUUGCGGAUACCAGGGCCGUUUCACUUGCCGAUUCUGGCACUUUGGCCGCUGGGUGGAUGUGACCAUUGAUGAUUGCCUGCCAUGCCUGGGAAAUAAGCUCUGUUUCUCUACCUGCCAAGAUAAAAAUGCCUUCUGGUUGCCAUUAUUGGAGAAAGCAUAUGCCAAGUUACAUGGCUGCUAUGAGGCUUUAUGGGCUGGGCAGGUGUCUGAUGCUCUGGUGGAUCUAACUGGGGGACUUGUCCAGCGGUGGCCCCUGGGAGAAGAGCAGGAUAAAGAAGAAAUAUUUAAUAAAAUGUUGGAACUUAAGGAUCUAAGCGCAAUGAGUUGCUCAGUACUUCACUGCAGAGAAGGAGCUAGGGACUUGGGAGAAUUUCAUGCAUUCACAAUUACAGAGAUCAAACGUGUUUCUUCAAAGGAUAAUCUAGAACUGGUGCUGCUUCGUGUGCAUAAUCCCUGGGGACGGACCUGCUGGGAGGGUUCCUGGGGAAAAGGAGGUAACGGAUGGACUAGACUUAAUCCUGCAGACAGCUCUCAACUGCAGAAUAUAAUACAGGAGGGAGAAUUCUGGGUGGAAAAGACAGAAUUUUUGAGGGAGUUUGAUGAGGUAACCGCCGCAUUUCCAAUUGGUGAAAAUGGACACAUACAGAGCAUCUGGACAGGGCAGUCAUUGCUCCACACACAGCAAAUCCAUGGCUCCUGGAUCAAAGGUUGGAAUGCUGGUGGCUCCAGAAACAAUGAAAGUUUUCCUAAUAAUCCGAAGUUCUGGCUGCGGGUGAGAACGCAGUGUGAGGUUUGUCUUUUACUGAUGCAGAGGCCUCGGAACGGUGAAAGAACCACUAAUCAUUUGCACGGCAUCCAGAUGAAAGAUGGAACCCAAACCAGAUCUGUAUCUUGCGCUGUUGGCCUCCAUGUCUGGAAGGUGGAGAAGAGACGUUUUAACCUGCAAAAGACUCUUUUGUCAGCUCCAGUGGUGGGAACUUCAUCUCAUUCUUAUGACCGGCAGCUCUACCUGCAUUGCGAACUGUCACCUGGGUAUCAUCUGGUGGUUUCCAGCACCUUCAUCAGGGAUACAGAAGGGGACUUUCUACUGCGUAUUCUGUCCACAGGCAACAUUACACUUAAUGAAGUAGCAACCCCACGUCCUUUGGUGACCGACCAUGUGGAUGUAUCCAUGGGAACUUGGGAUACUCAAGUACUGCAAGGAUCCUGGGAAAAAAGCCACAGUGCAGGAGGCAGCAGAAAUUUCCCCUCUUUUCAUAUUAACCCUUCAUUUCCCUUCUGUGUACCCCCUGGUGCCUCCAUAGUAAGGGUAACACUGCGCCAGCAAUGUGAGAGAGAUCAGUGUCAUGCAAUUGGAUUUCACAUAUACACAGUACCUCACAAUAGCAGCCAGUCUGUAUUUUGUUUGGAACCAACCAUGAGCUGCAUACCUCACACCCACUCUCAGGAAGUGUCUCAACUAUGUGCCCUAACUCCUGGGCAAUAUGUGCUUGUACCUUCUACCUAUCUGCCCGAUCAGGAGUCUGAAUUUACUGUAACCAUCUCUGUCAAGACUGAGAGGAAACAAAUUCAAAGCCGGGAGACACUGGGAAGGAUCCUGCAGGAGGUCUCUGUUAAAACGGUGAUGAAAUAACAUUCUUGAUAUUUGAACUCGUACUUCUCUCUUAACCGCCCUCUGGUGAUGUGGCUGCUGUGAGUGUAUGGUGCUACUGGACACCUAUAGAACUGGUCUCUUGUAGGAAAUCUUGUGUGGUUUUACAGCUUUGUACCAAUAAAUUUGGUGUAUUUUUCUAA
Molecule: messenger RNA, 2233 nt
Organism: Bombina bombina (fire-bellied toad)
Lineage: Eukaryota; Metazoa; Chordata; Amphibia; Anura; Bombinatoridae
Gene: CAPN10
Product: calpain 10
Exons: 13
Coding region: 126-2072 (648 amino acids)
Biological process (GO): proteolysis
Cellular component (GO): cytoplasm
Molecular function (GO): calcium-dependent cysteine-type endopeptidase activity
Source: RefSeq, a predicted model, not a curated record